Molecule: messenger RNA, 1053 nt
Organism: Arachis duranensis
Lineage: Eukaryota; Viridiplantae; Streptophyta; Magnoliopsida; Fabales; Fabaceae
Product: phosphoglycerate mutase-like protein 1
Exons: 9
Coding region: 86-928 (280 amino acids)
Cellular component (GO): cytoplasm
Molecular function (GO): phosphatase activity
Source: RefSeq, a predicted model, not a curated record
AAGAGAAGUGACGGAAGCAGAUAUAAUUAUUAAUCAGGUGGCUAAGAUAGCGUAGAUAUUCCCUCACCUCUCGAUCUGCUUGACCAUGGAUAGUGGCGCUGCUGCUCCAACUCUGUUCCCGCUUCAUCGCUGCAAAACCAUUCACCUGGUCAGGCAUGCGCAGGGGAUCCACAAUGUCGAGGGAGACAAGAACUACAAGGCUUACAUGAACCCCGAUUACUUUGAUGCUCAUCUCACCCACUUGGGCUGGCAACAGGUUGACAAUUUGCGAAAUCAUGUUCACUCCUCCGGUCUCAUAAACAAGAUUGAUCUUGUCAUAGCGUCUCCUUUAAUGAGGACUCUACAAACAGCUGUUGGAGUGUUUGGUGGUGAAGGCUACACAGAUAAAGCGGAUGUGCUGCCUCUUAUGGUGGCAAACGCAGGAGCUUGCAAUCGAGCUGCAAUUUCAAGUCUAAAUGCCCCGCCAAUCGUUGCUGUUGAGCUUUGUCGUGAACAUUUGGGAGUUCAUCCUUGUGAUAGAAGAAGAAGUGUUAGCGAGUAUCAGUUUCUUUUUCCUGCUGUUGAUUUUUCGCUGAUAGACAGCGAUGAAGAUAUUUGGUGGAAGGCCAAUGUUAGAGAGACAAAGGAAGAACUUGCAGCUAGGGGGAUGAAGUUCAUGAACUGGUUAUGGACACGAAAUGAGAAGGAGAUAGCAAUUGUGACACAUAGUGGAUUCUUGUUUCAUACUUUGAAUGGAUUCGGAAAUGAUUGCAACCCCUUGGUGAAGAAGGAAAUAUCCAAGCACUUUGCCAAUUGUGAGCUUCGCUCGAUGGUCAUUGUCGAUAGAAGUAUGACAGGAUCAACAGCAUCAACAACCAACUAUCCAGGGAAGAUACCUCCAGGUCUGGACCUCCCUAGUGAUGUUGCAGACGAGAAACUUCCGAAAUAGGAUGUUUGGCUCUCUUUCUUAUGCUGAAUGUGUUUACUAUGAUUCAGAGAGACAUAAUCUCAAAAUCAUUAUUAAUUGAAGAUUAUGUGUCUUAGGAAAUCUAACAUGAUUGUUUCAGAUUUCAC